This is a messenger RNA of Ziziphus jujuba (common jujube), 1842 nucleotides long. Its product is annotated as phospholipase A1-Ibeta2, chloroplastic. NCBI's taxonomy places the organism in Eukaryota, Viridiplantae, Streptophyta, Magnoliopsida, Rosales, Rhamnaceae. The transcript has a single exon. Gene Ontology annotation, biological process: lipid metabolic process. The coding region runs from base 107 to 1750 and encodes 547 amino acids. The record is from RefSeq and is a predicted model, not a curated record. Gene Ontology annotation, molecular function: glycerophospholipase activity.
UUUUGGGUUCAACUAGCAGUCUCCUUUGGCUUCCUCUGUUUCUUUUCUUUUUUCUAAUUUACUCUCUCUCUCUCUCUCUCUCUCUCUUUCUCUAUCUCUCUCUCUCAUGGCCAUGCAAAUCGGAGCCACUCUUCCAGCUCUCAACCUUAACCUUUUUCAGACAAGAAGAGCAAGCUUCAAGUGCCAGAUGUCUCCCUUAAACCCUUUGAGAAAACAACAACAACAGCAACAAUCUUCUGCUUCUUCUUCUUCUUCAAUGGCUCUGAAACCGGCUCUAACGGAGUCGGCGACCCGUUUACACCUCGCGAACCUAGAUAAGCUCCUUCAGAAGGCACCACAACCACCAAGCCAAUACGACCCUCAACCGGUUCUUAAAGACCCGAAUAAUAACAACAAUAAUGGGAUGGUUGAAACCAAAGGAAAAGGUUUGCUUGAAGGGCUCAACUUGGCUCGGCUCUGGCCCGAAAUGAAAGCCGCCGAGGACAUGUCGCCAAGACAUUUGAACCGGCUUCAGCGGCUUCUGUCCAAGACAGCUGAGUAUUCGCCAAGGAAUAACCUUGGAAGCCGCUGGAGAGACUAUCAUGGUAGGAAUGAUUGGGUCGGACUGCUUGACCCGCUUGAUGAGAAUCUUCGCCGCGAGGUCGUUAGGUACGGUGAGUUUGUUCAGGCAGCUUACCAUGCUUUCCAUUCGAAUCCCGAGACAUCGCCCGACGAGCCACCGUUGCCGAAACAAGUGGCGUUGCCGGAUAGGUCGUAUAAGGUGACGAAGAGUCUCUAUGCUACUUCCUCCAUCGGGUUGCCCAAAUUGGUGGAUGAUUUGGCUCCGGAUCUCGGGUGGAUGACCCAGAGAUCCAGCUGGAUCGGAUACGUCGCGGUUUCCGACGACAAGAGGGAGAUCCAACGGAUGGGGAGGAGGGAUAUCGUCAUCGCACUCCGCGGUACCGCCACGUGUUUAGAAUGGGCCGAGAAUUUACGGGCACAGCUGAUCCAAAUGCCCGAAGAAAAUCAAGACCCGACAGCCCAAGGGAAACCCAAAGUGGAGUGCGGUUUCUUGAGCUUAUACAAGACACGUGGAGCUCACGUGCCGAGCCUAGCCGAGUCCGUUGUUGAAGAGGUCAAGAGGUUGAUGGAACAAUACAAAGGCGAGACAUUAAGUAUAACCGUGACAGGCCACAGCCUUGGUGCCGCCUUAGCCUUGCUAGUAGGUGACGAAUUAAGUACAUGUGAUGCCGAUGUGCCACCGGUGGCGGUGUUCUCCUUCGGCGGUCCCCGUGUCGGUAAUCGGGGUUUUGCCAAUCGUAUUAAGGAUAAAAACGUCAAAGUGUUACGAAUUGUGAACUCUCAAGAUGUGAUCACUAGAGUUCCAGGUGUUUGGGGUGAAGAACUAGAGGCAAAGAUAAGGAACACCAAAAUUGGAGGUGUUCUUGAUGUGCUAGACAACAACAUGCCCUUGGCAUACUCGCAUGUUGGGACCGAACUUAGGGUGGAUACAAAAAUGUCUCCUUACCUUAAGCCCGACGCAGAUGUGGCUUGUUGCCAUGACUUGGAGGCUUACUUGCACUUGGUGGAUGGGUUUUUGGCUUCUAAUUGUCCAUUUAGAGCUAAUGCUAAGAGAAGCUUAGUGAGGUUGCUACAAGAUCAAAGAUCUAAUGUGAAAAAAUUGUACACAAGCAAGGCGAAAACCUUGAGUUUGAAACUUGAAAGGGAAGGACGACUUCCCUUCUCUAGUUGUUUACCUAGUCCAUCUUGAUAAUUAUUUCAUAUACUUACUUGAAAAUAGCACAAAUUUCUUGUACGAAGUACUUGAAAUUAUGACAUGUUUAUGGGACGUUAUUUUCUUUC